Messenger RNA from Symbiodinium natans, 798 nucleotides. NCBI's taxonomy places the organism in Eukaryota, Dinophyceae, Suessiales, Symbiodiniaceae. The record is from the annotation of a GenBank genome assembly.
AUGGCCAGAUGGGUCUGGCGCCGCAAUGGAAAGAAACAGCUACCCGCGCGCGUCCGGCAUCAGGUCAACUCCCAACGGCAGAUGACGGAGCUUCUAGAGAAGAUCAUCCUCGAAGCCCACUUUCAGGGUGCAGGCAGCCUGCGGCCAGAGAUGAAGGAGCGCCAGCUGAAGGCUCCGCAUCGCGAGCCCUGGCCCUGCGCAGAAGAACUGAGCAAGCAGGCCCAAGACACCCAGAGAGCGGCCAUCGAGAUCUUGCUGGAGCAGAGCCAUGCUUACGGCGAGAGUGUCCAAGAGGCGGUCCAAGAGGCAGCCCACGCGGCGCCGCCGACGAGCGAGGCGGCGCCGGAUCCGACGGCCAGGAGCAAGCUGCAUACGCCGACGGAUCACAACUCCGAGGACCGCGACAACAGCAAGGGAAGCGUGAUCAGGAGGCCAGAGCACGAGAAGGAGGAGCGAAGUCCCUCAAGGUCAAUGAGCAAGCGCGUACCUUCAAAGAAGCCGGGUCUGCCCAGGACCCCCACGGUGUCAAAGAAGGCGGCCGGAUGGUCCCACAUACGGCUGGCGGCGACAGCCUUGACGCCGUUCGGAGGUCUUGGCGCGGCCCUGAAGAAGACCUCAAACAGCAAGCAUCACGAGAAGGAGGACCCAGAGGAGGAUGCCUCCAAGAACGAAGAGGAGCAGGAGGAAGGCAAACAAGAAGAAGCAGAGGCAGCGCCCGCUCAGAUGCCAGCGAAGGCAACCAUGUUCGACACAUGCUUUGCGCUGGCGAAGCAGUUCCUUGGCUUGUUCGGGGUCUAG